Molecule: messenger RNA, 4591 nt
Organism: Eimeria acervulina
Lineage: Eukaryota; Apicomplexa; Conoidasida; Eucoccidiorida; Eimeriidae
Exons: 2
Source: RefSeq, a predicted model, not a curated record
AUGCCUGCAGCAGCAACUGCAGCAGAGCGGGUCUCGGGUGCUGCUGCUGCUGCUGCUGCUGCUGCUGCUGCGGAGGCGGAAGCUUGCUGCAAGAAUGGCAGCUUGUUUCGUCUGCAGCAGCAGGGAACUGCAGCAGCAGCUUCGAGUGACGCUGUAAUCAAACAGACACCCGCAAAUCCUGUGGGGCCAGCGAGCAGCAACUGCAGCAGCAGCGGCAGCAUCAGCAGCAGCAGCAGCAGCAGCAGCAGCACGGGUCUCCACAGUCCCGAGCAGCAGCAGAGCCUAUCGUUGCCCUCUCGUGCAGCAGCAGCAUCAGCAGCAGAGGGCAGUGGUAGGGGCUUCGAAUCUGGUGGUUUGCAGCAGCCACAGCAGCAGCAGUUGCAGCACCAGCACCAGCGGCAACAGCAGCAGCAGCAGCAGCAGCAGCAGCUGGAUGUGGGGCCCGAGGUUUUGCUGCAGCGUUCUCUCAGUUUAGAUAAAGCCUUAUCGUUUAAGAAGGUUGAUUUGCUGCGGAAGGCGCAGCAAGCAGCAAUGCGCAGCGAAAACCCUCAGCUACACUCUCCAAGGACAGCAGCAGCAGCAGCAGCAGCAGCAGCAACAGCAGCAGGAGCUGCAGCAGCAACUGCAAGAGCAUCGGGAGGAGUAAGUGAAGGAAGAGCUGCAGGAGCAGCUGUAGCAGCAGCAGCAGCUGCAGCAGCCGCAGCAGAGUCUGCUGCAGCAGCAGGCUUACCCCGGAAGCUGUUCCCUCCUCCCCAGCUAGAUGCGCAGCUGCUGCAGCAGGAAGAAGGGCUGUCCAGCAGCAGCAGCAGCAGCAGCAGCAGCAGGGCUGAGGCGGAAAGCAGGGGGCAGUCUCCGAAGUAUCUGCAGCAGAGCAGCAGCCCAAACAGCAACAGCAGCAGCAGCAGCAGCAGCAGCAGCAGCAGCAAACGCUCCCUAAGACAGUUUCGAGUGCAUGCAGGGACGCCGACAGCACUGCAAGCACCGGAAGACAGAAGACCUAAAGCAAAGGCAGCUCGUGGAGCCACGUCGGAGUCCCCAACACGCAGCAGCAGCACCACCACCACCACUCUGCAGCUGCAGCAGCAACAGCAGCAGCAGCAGCAGCAGCAGCAGCAGCAGCAGCAGCAGGAGUCUCUUUCACCUAUUGGUAAGCUGCGCCGCCUUUGGCUCUUAAUAUCAGGCGGGGGGCAGGAGCAACAGCAGCCGCACGAACAGCAGCAGCAGCAGCAGCAGCAGCAGCAGCAGCAGCAAGGGCCUUUGCUGCACCGCAGCGUGCAUAGCUGCCCAGCCCCGACUUCGUUUGCAAGAGAAGCAGCAGCGCAGAGACAGCCACUGGAGCCUAUGUUUAGAGGAAGCUCUGUUCCUCUUGUUAUUGAUGAGGUGCUGCUGCAGCAGCAGCAGCAGCUGCAGCAGCAGCAGCAGCAGCAGCAGCUGCAGCAGCGGGCGAGAUACUCCGCGCUGGUGGCCCCCGCAAUGCCCCGUCUGCCUCUCACCAUCAAAGAGAAAGUUAUACAGCAGAUAGACGAAGAGCAGCAGCAGCAGCAGCAGCAGCGGGCGCAGCGGGAACUGCAACAGCAGCAGCAGCAGCAGCAGCAGCGACAGAAGCAGCAGCAAGAAGGUCACCUAGAAUUCUUUACACCGAGGCCAAGCCUAGAUGGGGGGUCUUACCGUUGGCUGCAUGCUUCAGAGAAUGAAGCAGCAGCAGCAGCAGCAGCAGCAGCAAGGGAAGGGUCUCAAUGGCGGUGUCUGUCUCCUGUCUCUUCUGCUGCUUCUGCUGCUUCUGCUGCUUCUGCUGCUUCUGCUGCUUCUGCUGAUUUUGAUUUUCUGUCUCCUCUACCUUCUAGCCCUUUAACCUGCAGCCCUCAGGCCCCGCUCACGCCUGCACCGCAGCAGCUGUCUCCCCUCUCGCAGCAGCAGCAGCAGCAGCAGCAGCAGCAGGAAGGGGAUGAGCUCCCUCAGCAGGUAAAGCACCAGGAACAGCAGCAGCAGCAGCAGCAGCAGCAGCAGAGGAGUUUGGUGCGUGGAGUACCCUCAAGAGCAUCUCCUUCUUCAGAUUUAGCUGCUGCUGUUGCUGCACUUGCUGCUGCAGCAGAGCGCACAGCAGCUUCAUCCCCAGCCCGACAGCGGCAAGCAGCAGCUGCUGCAGGGACACCAGAUGCAGCAGCAGCAGCAGCAGCAGCAGCAGCAGCAAGUCGGUCCCCCAGCAGCAAAGACUCCGUUGCUCUGCUCUUGGAAGAAGCAGCAAGAUCGCUUCAGGAGGCCCUGCUGCGGGUGCAGCAGCAGAAGCAGCAACUGCUGCGGCGGGAGGUACAGCAGCAGCAGCGGCAACAGCAAGAGCAACAGCAACAGCAGCACCAGGAGCAGCAGCAGCAGCAGCAGCAGCCGAAACAGCUGUUAGAGCCCCUGUCACCGCGUCAGGAGUCUCUGCUGAGUUUGAACGAGCAGCAGCCACAGCAGCAGCAGCAGCAACAACAACAACCACAGCAACAGCAGCAGCAGCAACAGCUGCGGGAGCAACUACGUGAGGCGCAGCCUGAGACGCAGCACACAGAGCAGCAGGAACCGCAGCAGCAAGAGCAACAGCAGCAAGAGCAGCAGCUGCGAGAACAGCAGAAGCAAGAGCAGCAGCAGCCGGGGCAGCAGCAGCAAGAGCAGCAGCAGCAAGAGCAGCAGCAGCAGCCGGGGCAGCAGCAGCAAGAGCAGCAGCAGCAAGAGCAGCAACAGCUGGAUACAGAGGAGCAGCAGAAGCAGCAGCAGCCGGGUCAGCAGGCGCAGCAGCAGCAACCGGAGCAGGAGCUGCAGCAGCAGCAGCAGCAACCGGAGCAGGAGCUGCAGCAACAGCAGCAACGGCCCGAGCAGCAGAAGGAGCAAGAACAGCAGCAGCUGGCACUGGAGCAGCAGCAGCAUCCGGGGCAGCAGGAUGGAGAGCAGCAACAGCUGGCAGAGCAGCAGCAGCAGCAGCAACAGCAGGAACAGCAGCUGCAGCAAAAACACAAACGAGAGGAGGAAGAGCAGCAACAAGAGCAGCAGGAGCAGCAGCAGCAGCAGCACAAACACCAGCAGCAGGAAGGGCAACAGCAGCAGAAAGAACUACAGGACGAAGAUAAGCAAGAAGUGCAGCAGCGGGAGCAGCAGCAGCAGCAGCAGCAGCAACUUCAGGAUGCUGCUGUUGGGCUCUGUUUACCUGCUUGUGAGAGUCUUUCAAGGCCCCAGCACGAACCAGGAGCAGCUGCAGCAGCAGCAGCAACAGCAGCAGCAACAGCAGCAGCAGCAGAACCAGCAGCAGCAACAGCAGCAGCAGCAGCAGCAGCAGCAGCAAGAAAGUACCGCUCCAGAGCCUGGUCCCUUCCCUCGCUGCAGCCGCUGCGGCCCCUGGCCCCGCUUGUGCUGCCCCCAACGCUGCAGCAGCAGCGGCAGAGACGGCAGCAGCAGCAGCAGAUGGUGGGGGCUCUUCCGCUUCAUAGUGUGAGGAUGGAGCAGCAACAAGAAGAGCAGCAAACUCAGCAGCAACGAGACAAUGAAAAGCAAAUGCAGCAGCAGGAACAGCAGCAGGAACAGCAGCCGCAGGAACAGCAGCAGGAGCCGGUUAAAGGACUGGGGGGAGCAGCAGCAGAUGCUGUUGCUGAUGCACAGCAGCAGCAAUCGAAGACCGAACAUCUUGUAAGGGAUGUGCAGCACGGCAGCAGCAACGGCAGCAGCAACAGUGACAGGGGCAGCAGCAGCAGCAGAAGCAACAGCAGCAACACGAGCAGAAGCAGCAGCCCCCUGCAGGAUACCCCUGCUGCAGCCUCACCUGCCGUUGACUCCCAGAAAGCAGCAGCAGCAGCAGCAGAACCAGCAGCAGCAGCAACAGCAGAACCAGCACCAGCGACAGCACCAGAACAAGCCCCAGCAGCAGCAGCAGAACCAGCAGCAGCAGCAACAACAGCGGCACCAUCGACAGACACAGCAGCAUCAGAACCAGCAGCAAAAGCGGCGCCUGCAGCAGCAGCAGCAGCAGCAGCUGCUGCUGCUGCUGCUCCUAGCACUGCGAUUCAUAAGAAGGAUAUAUCUACACAAACAGAACCACACAUCUGUGGGGGGCCCCCUGCUGGGGGCCCCCCUAAAAUUGUAAAGGCGAAGGCCCCCGGGCUUCCUCCUGGCUGGGCCCCCAAAGCAGCAACAGCAGCAGCAGCAGCAGCAACAGCAGCAGCUGCAGCAGCAACUUCGGGGGCCCCUGCAGCAGCAGCAAACCUCCCAAAGGGAAAACCACCGGGGCCUCCUCCAGGAACAGCAGCAGCAGCAGCAUCUUCGGGUGCCCGGGGGGCCCCUGCUGCUGCUGCUGCUGCUGCUACUGCUGGUGCUGCUGCUGCCAUUCCUAAAGGCAAACCCCCUGGUCUUCCUCCAGGAUUUAAAGCAUCAGGGGUCCCUUCUGCUGCUGCAUCGAGCAGCAGCAGCAGCAGCAGCAGCAGCAGCAGCAGCAGCACAUCGUCAUCCUCCUCAAGCCUUCCAAAAGCAGCACCAAGGGGGCCCCCCCCAGGGGUUAAGGGGGCCCCCCCUGGCCCCCCCCCUGGGGCUAAGGGGGUACCCCCGGGGCCCCCCCCUGGGGCUA